Magallana angulata is the source of this 798-nucleotide messenger RNA. Its product is annotated as THAP domain-containing protein 1-like. The coding region runs from base 1 to 624 and encodes 207 amino acids. The record is from RefSeq and is a predicted model, not a curated record. NCBI's taxonomy places the organism in Eukaryota, Metazoa, Mollusca, Bivalvia, Ostreida, Ostreidae. The transcript has 5 exons.
AUGUCGUUUGAAACAAAAUCCUAUUUUUGUGUUGCGGAGGGAUGUAAUUCUGAUGAGAGAAAAAGAGGAAGAUAUGGUUACAUAAAAGAUGUAAGAUUUGACCCCUUUCCAACCCAGAAAAAAGCGCCUGCACUAAGAAAACGCUGGCUGGACCUCUUGAGAAGGGAAAAUUACGAACCAAAGAGAAACCACAGAGUAUGCUCUCUUCAUUUUAAGGAAGGCAGACCAACAGAAAAUCAUCCAUACCCAGAGCUCUUUGCAUAUAAUAAUUUUAAGGAAAGUCUGAAGAUGCGUUCAACAACUUCAAUAUCUAAGAGGGAACAGUUGUGUAUGGUAACAGACACUCAGUUUGAUAUCUCAGUUCCUCCCCCAGUGAAUUCCCUGGCUGCCAGUGAAAGUGUACUUCAAUCACUGAUCAAUAAUGAUAAUUCAUUGUUUGUUGCUGGAGUCAGUGGAGAAUUGAAUGGAAGUUGGCCAGUUAAUCAAGAAAUUGAAGUGACUGUUCAUGAGUGUCCAACAGUUGCAUCUCUUUCUGUCACAGGUACUCAUGUAGAAAUGGACCACUGUUACAUCAGUGGCAGCUUUUGCAGUAAUGACAUGUCAACCAGAGAUAUAGGAAUCUAAACAACACCCACUACUGCAGAUAUCAAGGUUCUGGAGGAGAAAUCAACCAAACUUGAGGAUCCUGAGAAACUCAUGAGAGAACUGUUUGUCAACAAAGUUGUGAAAGAUGACAAAUAUGUACGAAUGUAUACUGGACUACCAUCGAAGACAAUCCUAAAUGGUGUAUAUGGUAUG